AUGGCGCUAGACGUUUUGAUCCUCAUAGUGCCUAUACCCCUACUUUUCAGCAAGGAGACCAUCAGCCAAACAAGAAAAGGGCUGCUUGGUUUGUUUUUUAUCGGAAUACUAAUCAAUGCAAUCGCUGCGUGGCGUAUAGUGGCCAACAAGGCGACAGAAGAUGAAGGCGCAGAUCCAAUGUGGAUCUUCCCACCCAUAAUACUCCUGGGAGAGACAGAAAACCGACUAUCACUAGCUUUGGCAUCGAUCCCAGUAUUCUGGCCCGUGGUCGCUAAGACUUGGCAAGCCCUGGGCAUCGUUGUCACCCACGAGAUUCAAAUUGAGAGGACUCAGCGACCUCCAGACGCAGGGGAAAUGGAUAGAACGGCCCUGGAACAUGCCAGUGUGGUGGCAAAUCGCGCGGCGACCGAGGAUGAGCCAAACAAGGCCGCAUUAGGACACCCGGCGCGACUAUCUGACGUGUGCGGGUACGAGAGGAAGCUGAUAAGCCCCUUUGCGGAGUCUGAAAGGAAGGGACAGUACCAGAGCAGCACCCAGGUGGUGUCUCUAAAUUAG
Messenger RNA from Colletotrichum graminicola M1.001, 555 nucleotides. RefSeq lists its product as uncharacterized. The record is from RefSeq and is a predicted model, not a curated record. NCBI's taxonomy places the organism in Eukaryota, Fungi, Ascomycota, Sordariomycetes, Glomerellales, Glomerellaceae. The transcript is spliced from 2 exons. The coding region runs from base 1 to 555 and encodes 184 amino acids.